AUGUCAGACGAAUUGCAGCGGAUCCUCUCUAUAGAGGAGUCAGCGUUGAAUCGGAAUACUGAAAUUGACAGGAUUUUGAAAUGUCCAGAUCUGGACUAUUUUGCUGUAAUGGAGAUAAACCCUUUAGCCAUCUCAAUUGAAGAGUUGGUUUCGCUAGUCAAGAAGAUUUAUCGCAAAAAAUCAUUAUUGAUACACCCUGACAAAACGGACCAUCCAGAAGCUUCUAAGGCAUUUGAUAAAUUAAAAAAAGCCGAGCAAGUGCUUUCUGCGACUGGUGAAGAAGAUGACAAGUACAAAGAGAAGCACCGAUUAUACUCAAUAUACAAAGCGGCGGCCCAAUCAACAACAACCAGCGACAUGUCUCAAAAUUUCGACUUUUAUGAUGAAACCAAUGUGAAAGUAAGACAAAAAGUUGAUGAGAUUCUUUUGGAUGAGUUGAAUCAAUUGGAUUUACAAAAGUUGGCUAAACAAACAGAAGAGAUGCGGAAACACGACUUUCAAAAGCAAUUGAACAAAGAGCGGGAGUUGAAAAGGCAAAUGGAAGCAAAAUGGGAGCAAGAUAGAGACUAUAGAGUAAAUAAUUGGAGAAAGUAUUCAAACAAGAUUGAAAAAAAACAGAAACAGAAACAGAAACAGAAACAGAAAAAGAAAAAGCCAGAGGUGUUGGUUUGA
Molecule: messenger RNA, 672 nt
Organism: Lodderomyces oxycetoniae
Lineage: Eukaryota; Fungi; Ascomycota; Pichiomycetes; Serinales; Debaryomycetaceae
Exons: 1
Coding region: 1-672 (223 amino acids)
Source: RefSeq, a predicted model, not a curated record